AUGGAAGACCACGUCAAAGGCCUUACUAAAAUCAAGGAUCCUAAACUCCACAAUCUCAUGGCUGCUGCGGCCAGUGCAGCCCUCAGCCUUCACAUCUUUGAGCAGUUCUUCUUUGUGUAUGACUAUCAAGUCCAGCAGAGCAUGUCCCCCAUGAGCUGUGUUGAAUAUGUAAUCAAAUGUGACAUGUCAGCUCUUCAGAAGAUUCUGUACCGCCACAUGCAAGCCAAGGGAAUCCUUCUCACAGAUGGUUCUGAGAAAGACAAGAAGGGAAAAGGUGGGGCAAAAACUCUUAUGAACACAAUCAUGCAAUUGAGAAAGAUAUGCAAUCACCCGUAUAUGUUUCAACAUAUUGAGGAAUCCUUCGCUGAACAUUUAGGCUACUCAAAUGGUGUCAUCAAUGGAGCUGAGCUUUAUCGGGCCUCAGGGAAAUUUGAACUACUUGAUCGUAUUUUACCUAAGUUACGAGCCACUAACCAUCGUGUGCUUCUUUUCUGUCAAAUGACAUCACUCAUGACCAUUAUGGAGGACUAUUUUGCAUUUCGAAAUUUCCUUUACUUACGUCUUGAUGGUACAACAAAAUCGGAGGAUCGAGCUGCCCUGCUGAAGAAGUUUAAUGAACCUGGCUCACAGUACUUCAUCUUCUUGCUGAGUACAAGGGCAGGAGGGCUGGGCUUGAACCUCCAGGCUGCUGACACUGUUAUAAUCUUUGAUAGUGACUGGAAUCCUCAUCAGGACUUGCAGGCCCAAGACCGAGCUCAUCGAAUUGGUCAGCAGAACGAGGUUCGAGUCCUGCGACUGUGCACUGUGAACAGUGUGGAAGAGAAGAUACUCGCUGCUGCAAAGUAUAAACUGAAUGUAGAUCAAAAAGUUAUUCAGGCUGGAAUGUUUGAUCAGAAAUCUUCAAGCCAUGAGCGGAGGGCUUUUCUACAGGCUAUAUUAGAACAUGAGGAAGAAAAUGAGGAAGAAGAUGAAGUUCCUGAUGAUGAGACUCUGAAUCAGAUGAUUGCUCGACGUGAAGAGGAGUUUGAUCUCUUCAUG
Gymnogyps californianus (California condor) is the source of this 1038-nucleotide messenger RNA. RefSeq names its product probable global transcription activator SNF2L2. Lineage: Eukaryota; Metazoa; Chordata; Aves; Accipitriformes; Cathartidae. The record is from RefSeq and is a predicted model, not a curated record. Gene Ontology annotation, cellular component: nucleus. Gene Ontology annotation, biological process: positive regulation of transcription by RNA polymerase II. The annotation marks the transcript as partial. The transcript is spliced from 9 exons. Gene Ontology annotation, molecular function: DNA binding; ATP-dependent chromatin remodeler activity; ATP binding.